Molecule: messenger RNA, 1000 nt
Organism: Paramecium sonneborni
Lineage: Eukaryota; Ciliophora; Oligohymenophorea; Peniculida; Parameciidae
Source: the annotation of a GenBank genome assembly
CUCAAAAUUAUGAAUUAGAGUUUGACGGUAAUGGAAAAAGUUGAGUAAGAUAAGAUGGAAAAUCCUUAAGCUUGGAUUUAAGACAAUAUAUUAAAUUCACUUUAGGGAAAACAGUGGAGAUCAAAUUAUUUACAAAGAUUGGGAAUAAAAUAAGAAUAAGAGAAAGAGAAUACUUCAAAGGAAUUUCAAUUAAAUUAUGUUAUAAGAACUAAUGAAGAUGUACGUAACAACUACAUUUAGAAACUUAUGAAUAAUAAAUUGAUGUAAUAAUAAAAGAAGCAUCAAACUUGUAAUGCUUUUAUAUGAUGAUUUAUUUAGUAACAAUAUUUGAUUGGGAUGAUACAUUAUUAUGCACAACAUUUUUGGGAGGAUAUGGGUUUGUAGAUUUACCAAUAGAUGUAUUAGAAUAGUUGACUGCAUUAAAUGAAAGCGCUGUAAUUAAAAUUAAUAUAUAAAGAGUAGAUUGUUAGAAAAAGCUUCUUAAGUUGGAGAUGUUUUUAUUAUAACAAAUGCUGCUUAGGGUUGGGUUGAAUACAGUAGCAAAUUGUAGAUAUUUAAUUUAAAGUAGAUAUAUGAAUAAGGUGUUUUAAGUCAUAUUUGACAAAAAGAUAGUUGUUAUAUCUGCAAGACAUGGAUAUGAAGAUAUGUUUCCUGGAGAUUGUGGUAAAUGGAAGAUAGAAGCCUUUAAAGAUAUAAGAUCUAAGUAUGAAAAUGAUGUAUUCACCAAUCUUAUAUGUUUGGGGGAUUCAAACAUUGAAAUUGAUGCUGCCCACGUGUUAGCAAAGUUUAAAUCUAAAUUAUUUUAGGGAAUUCACUGUUGCUUUAAUUAAGACAAUUAAAUUUAGGGAAUGUCCAAAGCCUGAAGAAUUGGUUAGAUAGUUAGAUUUAGUAUCAGAUAAAUUUGAGUAAAUUUAUACUACUUUCAAGAGUUUAACAAUACGGUUAGAGAAGUAAAUAUUUUUAUUAUUAUUAUUAUCAUAGAAAAGCAUCUGGUAGUUGA